UUGACGAUCAAAAACUUCAACUUAACCAUUUCAUUUCAUUUCAUUUCUCAGAUCUGAAUGUCACAAAAUUAGCACCAAUGUGUCCUCUCAGACUCAUUAUUGUCUUCCUCUCCGCCACUCUCGCCGGUUUUUUCCUCCUGAGGAACCUUAAAUCUCAGCCCCACAAUGUUCUUGAUUCCGACAACGACUGCAACAACACCACCAAUUCGUCGACCCAACAACCCCCCACCACUCCUUUCUCCAAGGUUCGUUUAACAAUGGAAUCUGGGUUUUGGUCUUUUGUGGACAUGGCUAGUGGUAAAUAUUUGUGGAGGCAUUUGGUUUCUUCUUCUCCAAAACAAGAAGCUGAAUGGAGAUUCUAUUUCAUGACCUUAUCUUGCUUGCUGGGACUUUAAGUUUAGAAUAAUUUUUGCACGCAAACUGAUGUGGUACAGAAUCAGCGGAAGAGUAAACGUAUUAGUUUGUGUACGGAAUUUAUAUUAGAAUUACUCUUAAUUUUAUCUAAGAUGAUUUGACUCGUAUGUGGAAAAAAUUUUGAUACUCUUCUUAUUGUGAUUUCAUCAUCUGUUAUGGGUUUUAUACAGCAAUCUAUAGAUCUUUUUUUUUUUCAUUUUGCACCAUAUAUUCCCUCUUCUAGUUUGGUGUCAUCUAUGAAGGCGGUUAGAAUGGGGAGUAGUCAUUAAUGUUUAGGAUGUUGGAAUCAUUGGUUCUUUUUAAGGAUUUAUUGUUUUAAGUUAUUAUAUCUUGUGUGAAGAUUGAUUUAUGGAAUAAAUGAGUUAUGGUGUACUUUAACAUCUAAAUUUGUUUCUUGUUCAUGUUCAUAUGAUUAUUAUUUGUCCUUUUUAUUGGGGUUCAGAGGAGGAGUUUGUAUGUUUUGUGGCCUGCCUCCUCUCCUUCUGUCUUUCUUAGGAGAUUGUUAUAUCUAGUUUUUCUAGUCAUCAAUGAUCUCCGUGCCACAGUAAGAUAAUCUCAAUACUAGAUCGUCCGGUUUCUAUGGUCACCCAUCUAAGAAUGGGAUCAUUUCAAAUCCUUGAGACUCUUUCUGUCUUACAUCUGGAUUCUGAACCUAAAAAAUCCAAGCAUCUAACCGUUUUGUG
Molecule: messenger RNA, 1097 nt
Organism: Pistacia vera
Lineage: Eukaryota; Viridiplantae; Streptophyta; Magnoliopsida; Sapindales; Anacardiaceae
Exons: 3
Coding region: 78-395 (105 amino acids)
Source: RefSeq, a predicted model, not a curated record